UCUCAUCAAUUGACCCAAAAUCCAGACUAUUCUACAACCUCUACUCUCUCAUUUGAUUCUGUUUUUAUUUUUCCUAAGAGAAAAAUCUGAGACUAAGUGCAUUUAAAUUGAUACUAAGUGCAAGAUAUGGUUCACCUCAGCCCACAGGGCCCAGGACCGAUUUUUUAGGUGCCAAUCUAUCCUUCUCAAUUGAACUAGAUGCUUCCAAAGAGACUCCUCCUCUCUCUACCUUUCUCUCGAUUCUUAACCAGAUUACGCAGGGUUAAAGGAGCCUGCACCAACCCGUGCAGUCACCAGACUUAGAGCCACAGGGGGAGCAGAUGGGAUAAGAAAACCAGAGGAUCUCAUUACCUUGGCUUAAUCUGACAGCCGAGGCACAAACAGAAACAGGUCGACCCGGCCACAAGGCUUCUGUUGUGCACAGACGACUACUGUCAUUUAAACAUGGAGAAUGAAGAAGAGGAAGACGAAAUCUUAACAAUAAGAGAGCCAGGAUAUGAAGGGCAGGAAAAUGUGGAGGAGCUGGAGGAAGAAGAACCAGAGGAAGAGGAGCCAGACACGGAGAGGAAGAACAGUUUGGAUGUUCCGGUUCCGAGCCGCUCCCUGGGUGGCCGUAGAGCUUCGCUUCCAUGCCCGGCGCAGUUGAAUGCGAUGCAUUUGAGUCGUCUGCACGCCAUCGUCAUGACCCCUGACCCAGCGCACCUGUGCCAUCAGCUGGAGAGCAGUGAAGCCCGGCCGUGCUCUCGCUCUCACUCCGAUAAUGAAGAGGGAGCGCAGGUCAAAAGCAGCACGUCUGACAGAAGACCACCAGCCAUUCCCACAAUCCCCAAGGUCCAUGAGCCCAUGGAGAGAAAAGCUCGAUUUAGAAGCCGAAACAUCAUGUCUCUGAGUGAUGCCAAUAGCGUGUGUUUAAUUUGCCAUGACGACCUGCGCAGAGGAGGAGGAGCUAUCAGAGAACUUCACUGCUCCCACAGUUUCCACACUGAGUGCAUAGAGGAGUGGCUGUGGACCAAGCAGACCUGUCCUACAUGCCGAAAGCAUGUUGUCAUGCCAGAGCCCCUCUACUGGACGUCCACCAGAGUCAUAGUGCCCUGAACUCUUCAAACAUCUAUUCAAACUACUAUGGCCAUCAGCUUUUUACAGGAUAAACAACAGAGGCGUUUUACUAACUGGGCAUGAGUCAAACAACAAUAUGGACAUGAAAGGAAAAGCUUUUAUCUAAUAGCUCUUUAUUGUUGAUAUUUGUUUUAAUAUUACACUUUUUUUGAAUUCUUGCAUUAUUCCAUAUACAGACAUGAAACCAAAGUCUAAUUUUUAGAGAAUUACGUUUUAGAUUAAGAGAUUUAAGGAUGUAACUUUAAAUAACUGUGCAGAUAUUGAUGGACCAAACUUCCUUCUGAACUUGAGUUGAAUGCUUUUUAAUGACUGAAGUAAAAAAUCAUGUCUAGUUUUCUACAUGGUAAUCUUUUGCCGAUAACCUGUGUAAAAACAAAAUGUGCUUGUAUACCACCAUUUAACAAAAAAAGUUUUAAAUAAUGUAAAAACUACUUGAAUUUCCUUAAUAAAGGCCAAUAAUUCGA
Molecule: messenger RNA, 1580 nt
Organism: Triplophysa dalaica
Lineage: Eukaryota; Metazoa; Chordata; Actinopteri; Cypriniformes; Nemacheilidae
Exons: 4
Coding region: 445-1095 (216 amino acids)
Source: RefSeq, a predicted model, not a curated record